AUGUUGGGGCGUGACAGAAAUUGCUUCACCAGAAAAGAGGUGUGUGAAAAGUCUCUGUUCUCUAGAAUAGAGAUGGUAAGUGUGGCAGUCAGCACAGAGCCUUGUCAUGCUAGGUGGGAAGUAGAGACAGAUGAAGUUGUCUUGCAGAGGAGGCAAAAGCAGAUAGAUUAUGGCAAGUGCACACCUGGUUACCGGUGCUUUCUACAGCAGGUCCCCAAGGCACAGAGACAGCCAGGGCUUCACCCUCAAACACCAGACAAGAACAGGAGAUACAGCCGUCGUUCCUGGGAUGCCCAGAUCAGGCAAUGGAGAAGAGCCCUACAUACCUGGGACCCCCCCAGCCAGCCUCUACAGGGCAGGGGGGCUCAGGGGCAGGGAAUGCAGAGCCCCUUAGAGCUGAUGGAUUCUACCCCUUUGGAUAACCUUCUGGGUGACUGGGUCCAACCCUUGGAGAAUCCAGAUGGAUGCAAGAAAGGGGCCCAGUUUGCAGACUUGGUUUCUCUGUCCUCCCCUCCCAAGCUCAAUGUUGAAGAUCCCCAAGAAUGA
This is a messenger RNA of Marmota flaviventris (yellow-bellied marmot), 546 nucleotides long. RefSeq names its product oocyte-specific histone RNA stem-loop-binding protein 2-like. Lineage: Eukaryota; Metazoa; Chordata; Mammalia; Rodentia; Sciuridae. The record is from RefSeq and is a predicted model, not a curated record. Gene Ontology annotation, cellular component: histone pre-mRNA 3'end processing complex; cytoplasm. Gene Ontology annotation, molecular function: histone pre-mRNA stem-loop binding; mRNA binding. Gene Ontology annotation, biological process: mRNA 3'-end processing by stem-loop binding and cleavage; mRNA transport.